Messenger RNA from Phycodurus eques (leafy seadragon), 4210 nucleotides. RefSeq names its product family with sequence similarity 189 member B (gene entrep3). The record is from RefSeq and is a predicted model, not a curated record. The transcript is spliced from 14 exons. Gene Ontology annotation, cellular component: membrane. Lineage: Eukaryota; Metazoa; Chordata; Actinopteri; Syngnathiformes; Syngnathidae. The coding region runs from base 808 to 3015 and encodes 735 amino acids.
UGCCGCAUCUCACGCACGCUUUACGUGCCUUGUCAUCACGCACUGGGACAGGUUCGGGCUUCCAUCUCGCACGAUGAGGCGGAUCCACGCAAGAAAACACGUAGAGGCGUUUUUCAAACGUGGACUUAAGAUGGUGAUUUCAAGUGCGGCGCGUUGCUAAAAAUGUAUCCUGUGGACGGCGGAGGAGGGUGCAGUGAGCGAAACGUGAACGUGAUGCCCGCGUGACUGCGGGGAGGCAAAGCGGCGGCACACCAGGCGGACUUGUCAGCGUUCGAUCUCCGUGAGGUGUGCGUGGAGCGUCUACUUUGGUGCAUUUUUUCCAAUCGACGGAAAGCCGGUUCGCGGUGACGAGGUGAGAGAUCGACGUGGUUUUUCUCUCAGUGGUCCAAACGGAAGGUCGGCUGAUGCUCCGCACGGGAGGAGAACACACACAGUCGAGCGGCCCACAAGCUGAGAGAGAUGCUCGUCUUUCCAUUUUUCUCGUUUUUUCCCCUGUUUGACAACGCGAGGCCUGCUGCUGAUUGCCGCAAUGUCACCAGCGAGAGAGUGGAAGUAGGAGAAAGAAGGAAAGAAAUUCAAAUAAGCGAGUAAAAGUGUCAAUAUGAGCCACACAGAGGAGUCUCAUUGCAGGAGGAGGUGCUGUGAGCUGUAUUGACUUAUGCAGCCAUGGCCGAGACAGUCAAAUGAGCUGUUCGUGUGCUUCAUUCUCAACUUUCUGCUGACCGGGGUCAGAAUGUUCCGCCAGCCUUGAACUUUGCCUCAAGAACUAUAAAUUGAAUCCCAACCUCGUCCCAUCACAUCUCCGAUAUGCCCUCGCCGUCAGACUCCAGCAGCGUGGCGUCGGCUUCGGGGUCUCGGGGCUGGUCGGACAGCCGUCGGGGCAUCUCGGGUCGAGGCCCCGGGGGAGCGCGGUUGCUCCUCUACCUGGGUCUGUGCCACCUGGGCCUGGGCGCCAUGGUGCUGGCCUUCUCCUUCACCAGCAUGGCCUUCACCUCAUCUGCUCGUGUGAGGCAGUCCUGUCCCUUCUGGGCUGGAUUUUUUGUGGUGGCAUCCGGAAUAGUUGGCAUUAUCUCGUGGAGGAGACCUUUAACGCUGGUGGUGUCUCUGUUCAUGCUGCUGUCUGCAGUGUGCGUGAUCCUCAGUCUGGCUGGCUCUAUGCUCUCCUGUCAAAACGCACAGAUGGUCAAGUCCAUGCUCACAUGUCAGGUUGAGAAUGGCCGAUGCGUGUGUUGCGCACCCACUGAAUCCUGCUCCAGCAAAGAGGAUGGAACCCUCGUCCUCAACCUAAAUUCGGACUGCCACUCAGUCAGACAUCAACUGAAGGACUUGUUGUUUAGCGCAUGUGGUCUUAGCAUUCUUUCUACCAUCAUCUGCACUCUGUCCACGGUCACUUGCAGCAUCCACAUUUUCUCCCUGGACCUCGUGCACCUGCUGGCGCCUCAUCGUUCUCGUUCCGUCAACCCGGAAUGCACCACGCCUCAGGACGCCUUCCUGACCAACAUCAUGGACUUCGAAGAGUUUGUUCCACCCAUUCCGCCACCCCCUUACUAUCCUCCUGAGUACACUUGCAGCUCUGAGACAGACGCCCAAAGUAUCACCUACAAUGGCUCCAUGGAGAGCCCCAUUCCGCUCUACCCGACGGACUGUCCUCCUCCUUACGAGGCCGUGAUGGGACAAAGAGCUGCCAGCCAGGCAACAAUGUUCGACCAACACGGUGUUGAGCUGUCUGGGGAGCGAGUGACUUCGACAGCUUUUAGCGGAGAAGUCUCCAUGGACAGUGGAUCUCUGCUCAUGUCAGAGAUCGUGGACAUCCCAGAUGAUUCGUCCCCGUCCGAGGACUCCUGUCUGUUGGAGGUGGCGCUGAGGAAUCAAGGCGGCAGGGCCAACAGGGCGGCCAGCAGGGGGGCAAGCGAGGCGAGCGACGGGCCGGACAGCGGAGCGGAGCGUCCCGGCCUCCGUGGUCCUCGCUCGCAGACACCGGAGAGCCCUCUGGCAGGAGGACCCAGAGCCAGACGUUUCCUCAGGGGAGAGAGGUCCAAUUCUUGCUCUUCGCCCAGUACUGCAACCACCACGUACAGGUCUCCAGUGUUGCGGCGGCAGGCCUCGCUAGCUCGGAGCUGUUCCCAGCUGGAGGCCGUAGCGGGGUCCGCCGCGCGACAGAAAACAUGCAUACCGGACAUCCGCGUUCGCCCCUCCACGCCUUUACACCAAGCAACUGCCCGUGACUCCUCCGCUCCCCUUAACAGCGAGCAGUGUGUGGGUCAGAGCGAAGGACCUCCAUUACAGCGUCAGCCUCUGUACCUGCGACGGCGGGCCGGCAGGAAUAACGGCGAGGGGGGCAGAAAUGACAACGAAGACCUCCCACGCAUCAUGAGGUCACACAGUGAGCCAGGCCUCAGCUCCUCUACAGGUACAGCUGACUUGAGCUUUGGGUGCAGCAAAGCUUCUCCAGACAUAGGUCCGUCCUCUGAGGCGUUGCUGGUGCCCCGUACAUCUUUGCCUCCAGCUACCGCUUUGCCAAGAAAAGACAACAUGACGUCCACAGAUCCGGGUGUGCAAGUUCCCUCCAAAGCCCCACCUGUUUCCCCCCUCCGUUUACCCAGAGAAUACCACCGCUCCCUCGGAGACCUUAAGGUGACUCGAGUUCUGGUCGCUCGCUUCCUGCAGCGCUCCAAACGAAACCUGGCGCCAUCCUCGGAGCACGCUGGGGGUGCAGGGCAGAUACCUAAAAGGAGGGGAGGGGCCGAGGGCACCGCCACAAACCAUCUGUCUUUGGAGCAAGUUUGGCGGGCUCCUUGGAGCACCAGUCGAGGUCAACCCAACCACCACACCCACCAUCACUCCCACAGCGACAGCAGACACAACCGCAGGCACAGUGGCCGCGCCCUGGAGGGCAUCCACCUGCGCAGCUGCGGGGAUCUAAACUCCUCGUCCUCCGUGUCCGUACGCCGAUUAGUGUCGCCUCACCUUCAUCGUGGAUCGUCGGGAGCACUCUACUCAGAGUCUGCACUGUGAGGAGGAGGAGGAGGUUGAAGAAUUAUUGAGUAUCAGUCAGACAUUUGAGACCUAUCAACUCCAAAGUCUACUGGCCUGAUUCAGUAGGUUCUGUACAUCACUCUGAAUAGCAGACUAGAUGCUCGUCCGGCCUCAUCAAAACAUUGUUAGCCAAGACCGACUUUCCAUUCUAUUGCAGCUUUCCCAGUGGAAAGAUCCCGGACACUGACAGGCCUUCAAGCAAUCAACAUAAUGGAUUGCAAUAUGCUAAAGGACCUUUUGUACAUUGUAGUUCAACAUAAUGGGUUGGCAGGUUGAAUGAUGAUUAAAACAAUUAUUUUGUCUUCCAUGUAAAAAAAAAAAAAAAAAAAAAAAAAAAAUGAAGAGUCUGACCAUGCAUAUUUUGCUGAGUGUAAUAUAUGAUAAGCAAACAUGUUGAUUUUCUUUUUUUUUUUUUAGAAAUUCUACACAUCUGCUGCUCCUAACGCAUUUGCCGGCAUACAUAAUAUGAAUGCAUGCCUUGUAUUCUGUAUGGCUGGCCCCUUUGAAACAUAGUUUGGUGUUUCUGCAUGUUUUGCGACCCCCACAAACAUCAGACAGGGUAUAUCACGUUCUUGAAAUGUCUUUAUUUGCAUGGGUUGACACUUUUGCCCUUCGUCCACACAAAACAUACAGGAAGUGUUAAAGGACAGAUACAUACUUUAUGUGUCUUAUAAAGUGUUGCAAACAAAUAUGUCUAUGCAGCACACUCGUUUUGGUGUGCAAGUAUGUGCAUAUCUGAUUGUGGCUUUAGCAGUCAGAUUGUGUAAGACAAAUACAAAUUCAUUGCACGGUGACUAACAAAAUGAGUCUCUUGCAAUAAAUGUACAUAUUUGUAAGGACACUACAGUGUUGGGCUCACACUAAGGGCAUCAAUGUUUUUUAUUUUCCCUUCAAAAAGUACCAAAGUGAUGGUGACAAUAAUAUCAACAACGGCCCAUUUUGCAUACUUAUGAAAUUAGUUUUCAAUGUUAUGUACUGUACAAGUAUACACACACAUACAGGCACUCGCCACCGAGAUGUGUUUCUACCUCCUCUUGUCUUGCAUUAUGUCUUGCAUUAUUUAUUUGGAGAAAUGUUUAUCUGUAUGACAGGCUCUGCAGGAUACAGUCUUAAAACCUGAAUAAAUUGUCUGUAAAUAUAAAACAUAUUUAUUGGGCCCACUUUGUGAACUGCA